Messenger RNA from Stegostoma tigrinum, 2988 nucleotides. It is a transcript of the gene ssr1, whose product is annotated as signal sequence receptor, alpha. Gene Ontology annotation, cellular component: endoplasmic reticulum; endoplasmic reticulum membrane. The record is from RefSeq and is a predicted model, not a curated record. Bases 27 to 962 code for a protein of 311 amino acids. The transcript is spliced from 9 exons. NCBI's taxonomy places the organism in Eukaryota, Metazoa, Chordata, Chondrichthyes, Orectolobiformes, Stegostomatidae.
CCGCUCCUCCCCUCGGCGGUGCCCGGAUGGAGACCGACGCCAUUCUGAGUGAGCGAGGAUCCGAGAGUGAGCGGGUCAUGGGUAGGCUCCACAAUCUCCUGGUCUUCCUGCUGCUGGCCUCCCCCCUCUGCCUCUUCCAGCACGGCGGCCCCGGGGCAAGACAUCUUGUUGCUGCAGAUGAUCCAACAGAGGAUGAGGAAGGUAUUGAUGAUUCUGUCGUGGAAGAUGAUGAUGAUGAAGCGGAAAUAGAAGAGGAUGAGCCAACAGACGUUAUGGAAGAUGAGAAAGAAGAAGAGGAGGAGGAGGAAGAAGAUGACUUGACAUCUGGAGAACCCAAAGCUUCUCCCAAUGCUGACACAACUAUUCUGUUUGUGAAGGGAGAAGAUUUCCCAGCUAACAACAUUGUGAAAUUCUUGGUUGGUUUUACCAAUAAGGGCAAUGAAGAAUUUGUUGUGGAAUCUUUGGAUGCUUCAUUUCGUUAUCCUCAAGAUUAUCAGUUCUAUAUUCAGAAUUUCACAGCGCUACAGUUGAACACAUUGGUGCAGUCCCAGCGCCAAGCCACGUUUGAGUAUUCGUUUAUCCCUGCUGAACCUAUGGGCGGUCGGCCAUUUGGAUUGGUAAUCAACCUGAACUACAGGGAUGCCACUGGUAAUAUUUACCGUGAUGCCGUGUUCAACCAGACAGUUACGAUAACUGAGCGAGAAGAUGGGUUGGAUGGAGAAACAAUCUUCCUGUACAUGUUCCUGACUGGUCUUGGUUUACUUGUUGUGGUUGGUAUCCAUCAGCUUCUGGAAUCUAGAAAGAGAAGACGACCAACUUCCAAAGUAGAAAUGGGUACAUCUAACCACAAUAAUGUAGACAUGAGUUGGAUUCCGCAGGAAACCUUAAAUCAAAUCAACAAAACUUCCCCAAGGAGGUCACCCCGUAAGCGAGCGAAGAGAACUGUGGGAUCGGAUGAAUAGAAACUCAGUUUUUAACCUUCAGUGUUUAAUCCUGUCCAUUUUUUUGGAGAUAAUGCAGAGAUGCCAACUAAACAUAGUUUUUAAAAAAAAUCAAUGGACUGAGCAGGAGAACCAUUUAAGAAUACUUUUUUUUGAACAAGAGCUUCUCAUCAAAAUGCACUUGGCUGUAUACAGAGUUGGUUUUUUUUGUCAUUUCAACAUGUUUUAAGCUUUUGUUUAAAAAGUAAUUGCAGCCAGUCAAUAUUUUGACACCUUAAUGUGAAUAAUUCUACGUGAAUUAUUUUUGGCUUGUGUGUACUUUUGCAAUGGUACAGGGAAUUUAAUUCUGAUAAGGGCAGUGUCUGUUCUCCUUUCCCUCAAGAUGUCAAUAGAGGGCAACGUUAUGAGUUGUUUGCUCCCCUGUGUGCACACUGUCGCAUGUAAACCUGCUGGGAUAUCAUUCUUUUCUGAUUUCAGUCCAAAAUGAUAGUCACACAUGUACGAAACGACUGCAUCAUCCUGUAAUUUUAUCCUACCCCUGAUUGCUUCUAGGGUGGGUGCUGUGAAUACGUGUGUAUAGUUAGUACAGUUUGGAUAAGAGAAGCUGUUGCACGGAUUCUGUUUGGCUAUUACAAUACUGCAGAACAGUGAAAUGAUUGAAAAUGUGUGUGCAUCUGUAUCUCAGGAAACCAAACAGGAUUGUGAAGUAUGUUUUCUAGAGUCAUGUACUUUCUGAUUGAGAAUAUUUCUUGCGUUUCGGAUGUGAACGUGGAAUUUGUGCACUCCGUUUGGUUUUGAGUGCACCAUGGGUAUUGAAAUCAAACAUAACUUUCAAAGCCAGAUUAUUUUCUUAUUGUUGGGAGACCAUUUAGCAAAAUGUACUUGGUCAGAGUUUCAAAAACUCACAUAGGCAUUAAGAUGUUUUCAACUUCUAAGAUUAUCUGGAAAGAGAUGGCUGGUUUUAAGUGGAUGAGAAGACAUUAAAGUAAACAAAUUGAGUUCCUGUUGUUUCUACUUUUUUGUUUGUUUCUUUUUAAUCAUCUUUCCAGAUUCCUUCCUUCCUUCCUGUCCUUAAGGAGAUGAGAGAAUGUGGGGGCCAGUAUAUGUAUAAAAGUUUUUUUUUUACUUUGGCUCAGCAGAGGGAAAUUCAGUGCCUCAGAUGGUCUAAUGGUGUUUUGGUCUUCAGUAGUUGCUUUUAUUUACAUCUACAGUUUUGCUUGUAGAAGGAAACCCUUGACGUGACAAGUUAUUCAGCUGAACAGGUAUUAUCAUGUUCCCUCUGAACAAAAAUGGAACCUUUUGAAUUGAUGUGUUAUUUGCUUGCGUGUAUUAUUGCUUUAAGUUGUAGCUGCUGUUGAAUGCUUCAUUUCCCUGCAGGGAGCUAAAUUUCCUUGUGACCUGAUGUCACUUUUUUUAACCUAAAUUUUGAAGUGUAAUCAUGAAUUUUAAAUAAACUGGAAGCUUCUAUAUCCCACCAGUCUAAGCCACAGAAAAUUAAAAAUGAGAAACUAAUGCUGAUAUUUGUGCAUUUCAUUAAUUUACUGUUUUUCUUGGAGUUUAGUAAUUUUUCUGUGAUCCAUUUUUUUAGUUCCUUGUUUAUACUGAAGAUGUGUAUGCUACACUUGUAAAAUCCUCCAUGUAAUAUUGAGUGUAUUGGUGCUGAGAAGCUAUUACGAGGCGAUUGCAUGAAAAUGGCUCAUGCAUGCCAAUGAUAAGAGUCUGGGAUGGAAAAUAAAAGACAGGGAAAGGAUGAAUGUUGAAAUGUACUGGUAUAUCUAGUUCAAUGUGAGGAAAGUAACAGAGUGCCAUCAGUCAUGAAACUGGUUCACUGUUGGAAAUGUAAUAUGACAUCAGUGUAAUCUUUUCUAAUGGAUACUGUGACUUUUAAUUUGAGCAGAAGUUACACUUGUGCGUCAUCUGCACUGAGCUACCAUUAUCACGUUGCUUUGAAGGGGUGGCUGCAUUGACGCAUUUUUUUGUUUGUAUCUUAUUUUCAAUUGUCCUUCAACAAACUUGAAAUAUAUUAAAACUAGUCUUUGAAACUGAA